UGCAAACGCUUAAUGGAUAAUUAUUUAUUAAAAAAUCAUUAUGGCUGAGAAAUUUAAUGGAUUUAGCCACGAUGAGAUACUCAAAAUAACAGGAGUGAAACAGGGAGGCAGGGGAAAUGCGGACACAGCUUUAAAAAUGAUGAAAAACCAGCCGGGCAUCAGGCGGAUGCCGGAUAAGAUCUUCCGGCAGGCAGAUCAAUUGCGAAAGCAGCAGCAACAACAACAACAAGCACAGCAGAAGCCUCAACAAGUGGCAGCAACCAAGGCCAAAUCGAGAUCAACCACGCCCACAGAACCAGAACCAAAAAAAGCGCCAACUCCCACGCCAAGCGAUAAUGGGAAUAGCGAAGAAUCUCUUAACUUGGAAAGCGGCCUAUCUGAGUCACUUGUCCAGGCGCUUUACUGUGGGUCCGUUAAGGCGCCAACGUCAAACGGCAAAGCUUCAACUGCCACGUAUGCAACUGUAAACGACAGCGGAACGACGGACGACAGUUCAAUUCUGAAGAUAAGCAGCACAGACGACGAUGCUAGCAUACUGCCCAGCACCAAAGAUUCAACUGGUGAUAGACUCAGCACGGAUUCACCCUUUAAGGGCAUUUCCCUGAAGGACUUUGAGCAGCAUCGUAGAAUGAUUGAGGAACAGAACAAACAAAAGAAACAAAUGCUGUACAAAGCCAUUGAACAGCAUACACAAAAAACAGCUGCUGAAUCGCGGAAAAUAGAACAGAUCCGUCAUGAACUCUCAAAGUUGGAGAGCGAUCUUGCCGUGGAUGUAGCUCUCUUGCGAAAGCAGAUUGACACAGCCUGCAUACAUUUUGCCACUGUGGAAAAGCAGUAUAUUAAAAUUGAGGCUCAGUUUCUAAAGGCAAAAGUCGACUUACACAAUGCAUCUGAGAAAAAGGAACUACUCACGGAACACCUUUGCACUGUUAUAGCCCACAAUGAGGAUCGUAAGGCUCAAAAACUGACGGAGCUGAUGCAAAAAGUGGGCCUGGCGCCAACCGAGGAUGAUCAACCCGAAUCGCCUACUCCAGAAAAUUAAUCGAAUCUAACGAAUUUCGUCGCAUGUUUGCCCAAAACAUAGUUACAAUAAGAUAUUAACCUUGAUAUUAAUUAACAUGAUCAUGUAAACAAGCUAAUAUUAGGUGUUUUAAUUUUAAGCAUAAAGUGCAAAUUGCAAUAAUUAAAUGUACGUUAAUGUUUAAAUUCUA
Drosophila innubila is the source of this 1211-nucleotide messenger RNA. It is a transcript of the gene Gorab, whose product is annotated as RAB6-interacting golgin. The transcript is spliced from 3 exons. Gene Ontology annotation, biological process: non-motile cilium assembly. The record is from RefSeq and is a predicted model, not a curated record. Bases 41 to 1042 code for a protein of 333 amino acids. Lineage: Eukaryota; Metazoa; Arthropoda; Insecta; Diptera; Drosophilidae.